This is a messenger RNA of Coccidioides immitis RS, 1501 nucleotides long. RefSeq names its product C-4 methylsterol oxidase. The record is from RefSeq and is a predicted model, not a curated record. NCBI's taxonomy places the organism in Eukaryota, Fungi, Ascomycota, Eurotiomycetes, Onygenales, Onygenaceae. The transcript has a single exon. The coding region runs from base 469 to 1329 and encodes 286 amino acids. Gene Ontology annotation, molecular function: C-4 methylsterol oxidase activity; iron ion binding. Gene Ontology annotation, biological process: ergosterol biosynthetic process.
AAAGGGCCCCAACCAGCAUUGAAUGUCACAAACAAGGGGCGCAAAUGGCCUUGGUUUGGUGGACAUGGUUACACUUUGCUAUUCCUUAGCCUGAUUGAUGCGUGCAGGGUUGGCUGAAAUUAUAGAGCAAUUCGCUACAAUAGCCAUUCAUUUGGUUGAUGCCUCACAGCUUCCCGUCCGCAUUGAUUUCCAAGUCAGCGUGUGCUACGGAGUGCUCGGUUCGUAAUUUGCGCACACAUGUUCCUUGAGAACACCCUCAUAAAUAUUCUGACAACAUCAUCUUCCGUCAAGGCCACAAAACCGGGGAGAAACAAGGAGAAUAGAUUUCAGAGUGGCCCGGAGACCUGCCUCACAUGCGGAUAAGACACAGCACAAUGUGGGCUGACCCAAUCCGCAUUUUUUGAGCCGAGGUCGGGCUUGUGUGAUACGACCUCACCACCAAAAAUGUGAAGGAAUUUCGAAGAUAAGAUGGGAACAUUUCCCGUUACCAGAUCAAUCCGUGGUUCAAUAGUUAGGACCUCGAUGCAAGAGACAUUUUCAUUUGACAUCAUGGCAUCCCCGAUGGAGCGUCUCAUCACCAGCUUGACUAAAGGCGCCUCCGUGGAGACAAUAUGGACCAACAUUACCGGCUCGUUUUCCCCGGCGGGCAUUGAAUUCUUCGGCACCCUCAGCGUCCAGCUUGUCACCUUCUGGCUCCCAUCACUCUUCUUCCUGUCCCUGGAUAUCUGGGCACCGUCCUUCUCUAACCGACACAAGCUCCAGCCCAUCCCCAAGCAACCGACGAGCAAGGAAAUCAAAUCCUGCGUUCUCCUCGUCCUGCGGAACCAAAUCAUCAAUUCCAUCCUACACAUCAUCCUCAUCUUCAUCUCUCCGCAACGCCCCUACCGAAUCGAACCCUCACUCCCUAGUCUCCCCGAAAUCGCCCGGGAUUUUAUCAUCUGCCUCCUAAUCCGCGAAGCCCUAUUCUACUACAGCCACCGGCUCCUCCACCACCGCAUCUUCUACGCACGAAUCCACAAGCUUCACCACCGUUUCACCGCGCCAGUCGCACUCGCAGCCCAAUACGCGCAUCCGAUCGAACACAUCGUCGCGAAUGUCUUGCCCAUAACGCUCCCACCGGCGCUACUAAAGAGCCACAUCUUGACCUUCUGGACGUUCCUUGCCUACGAGCUGUCCAAUACAGCACUUGUCCACAGUGGAUAUGAUUUCUUCAGCGGGAUAGCCAAGAUGCAUGAUUUGCAUCAUGAGAAAUUCAAUUUGAAUUAUGGGUCAAUUGGAUUACUAGAUUGGUUUCAUGGCACGGAUAAACUGCACAAGCGCACGGAAUGAUUGACAUUAUUUACAUGUAUAUAUGAGUCAAUAUGCGAAGUAUAUAUGAGGAGCAGAGAGCUAUUGGGGUAGGGGGAAGUCUUCACAGGUCCAGAAAUUGGUGAAAAGUUAACUGGAUAGUUAACUUAUAGCUAGAGCGGAGCGCGGAAAUACUCAUUGCAUUAUCGAAAAC